UCUACUCUACCAUACCCUACCCCACCCUACCCUACCCCCUGGUUCUCACUGCACUGCACUGCAGCACCUACUACCAUCUCUCUUCCUUCUCAUUCUUAAGCUCUAAAAGAAAGAAUUAGAGAUAAGAGUAGGGUGAUUUGAGCCUCCUAAAUAAACAGAGAGCCAUGGCAGCUAUAAGCCUUGGGAGAGUUAACGCACCCACUUGCUUACCUUGCGCAUCUUCAGGCCCAAGAGUGAGGGCUGCAUUAUCUCUUCCCACCAAACCGCCAAAGAUUGUCUCCCCUUCUCCACCCAAACUCGAAAACAACCACUACCUGUCUAACAACCAGAGGCAGCUAGGGAAAGCCCCGCUUUCGGAACAUACGUUCCUCUUUCCACAAGGAAAAGAAGAGGAGGACCCUGUGCUCAUGGCCAGACUCCAGGCGGUGGCUGAGAUUGUCGCUGAUAGGGCCGAGAUGCAUGCUAAUUUAGCAGAACAAAGGAAUAACUGGAACACCCUUCUUCUCAACUCCACCAAUUCAAUCACCCUCGCCGCCGCAACCAUGGCGGCCCUCUCAUCAUUUCCCAGCACGGAUGUUGCCCAUCUAUCCCUCACCCUUUCCUCCACCUUCCUCUACUCGGCGGCCACUGCCAUGGUAUGCGUGAUGAGCAAGAUCCAGCCCUCUCAAUUAGCAGAGGAGCAGAGAAACGCCGCCCGACUCUUCAAGAGCCUCCACUUGCAUAUCAAUUCCACACGGGACCUUCACCCCUCUCUCCGCCCAGAGCUCUCUCAAUUUCUGGAGGACGCCAUGGCUCGAGUGUUGGCUCUCGACAAAGCCUACCCCCUGCCCUUGCUCCCCGGCAUGCUCGAAAAGUUCCCCUCUGAAGUGAAGCCCACAGUGUGGUGGCCGAAGACAGCUGCUGCUACUCCUUCGAAGUCUUCUAAGGAGGAGAUGACUGAUAACGGCUGGAGUGCUGAGAUGGAGAGGGAGAUGGCAGAGGUGGCAAGAGUGCUGAGGGAGAGGGACACGGCGGAGUACGUGAGGCUCAGCAAGCUGGUUUUGAACUGCAACAGGGCGAUGGCUGUGGCCGGGCCCAUCCUGAUGGCUGCUGCGACGGUGGGAACGGCAUUUGGGGGCUCAGCAGCCGUGGGUGGCAUCGUGGCUGGUGCCUUGGCAUGCGUUGUCAACAGCCUCAGCCACGGUGGGCAGGUCGGGAUGGUGUUCGAGAUGUACAGGAAUAACGCGGGCUUCUACCAGUUGCUCAACGAAUCGUUGUUGUCUUCCCUAAACAAGCCUCCGGCAGAGAGGGAACAUGCAGAGUUGGUGGAGACGAGAGUCGCCCUUCAAUUGGGAAGGAGCAUUUCAUCACUCCGCAACUUGGCCUCCUCUUCCAAGAAUCAAAAGGAGUUUGGAAGCAAGCUCUUCUGAUCACAUCCGACUUGCAACAAGGACGACUCCUCCAAACAACAAACUCCCCAUGUUCAUACCAUCCAUUCGUUCUUCAUACUGUAAAGAUUCAUUCAUUUACUUAUUUUUAAUUAUAAGUUUCAAAUCGAGAGAAAUUAAGAGGUCAUGUUAUUCAUUUUUCCAUACUCUAAGAUUCAUUUAUUUUGAGACCACGAAAUAAUUAUGAAGCACUGGGAGCCUCCACGUCUUAGCGUUGCAAAAAUUGAAAUUCCCGUAUUUCG
Amborella trichopoda is the source of this 1669-nucleotide messenger RNA. Its product is annotated as putative F-box protein At4g22030. Lineage: Eukaryota; Viridiplantae; Streptophyta; Magnoliopsida; Amborellales; Amborellaceae. The record is from RefSeq and is a predicted model, not a curated record.